Molecule: messenger RNA, 1410 nt
Organism: Xenopus laevis (African clawed frog)
Lineage: Eukaryota; Metazoa; Chordata; Amphibia; Anura; Pipidae
Exons: 4
Coding region: 62-916 (284 amino acids)
Source: RefSeq, a predicted model, not a curated record
GUAUGCUUUCACUUUUACUUCUUUCUAACAACUGUGCUCUGCGGUGCUAAAACAGAUAAAGAUGGCUGGAUAUCAGAGAACAGUGGAUCAUGUAAGAGACUAUAUCCAGCACUUUAGCCUUGAUAACUGUGCUCUUGGGAGCCAGGGCUAUAACCGAGUUCUCCUACAGCUGUUUGGGUAUAUGGGUCAUGGCAAGUCCUCCCUCAUCAACUCCUGCAAGUAUGUAUUAGAUGAUGGAGAAUAUUACAUUUAUGCAAAUGCAUUGGCUUCCCAUACUAGUGUCACUUUCAACAGAACAGCCUACCCACUCACUGACACCAUCACUAUUGUGGAUAACAGGGGGUGCUCUACAUUCAACGCGUAUGAGACUGGGGAAAUUUACGCACAGCUGGGUAACUUUAUUCCAGUGAAUCAGAGAGUUGAAUGGACAAAUAACUAUGAACAGAUGACAGACAGACUGGAGGACUCAGAAAUGGAUCCUAAUUUCACAGACGUCACUAUUCCAGUGUUUGUUUACAGUGUUAAGAAGGGACUCGCUGAAGGAGAAAAGAAAGAGACUAAAGAAUUCAUUGACAACUGCAGGAAAAUGACAGGAUUUUAUCCAAUUGUGGUUCUGACCCACAAAACCUGUGGAGACUUCUUACAGGCUGAGAAGGAGUUCCUGCUGAUGGGAGUAGAAAAGGUGAUUAAGAUAGAAAACUACACAAAAGAGGAUCAUGGCAGAACACAAGGGCGCCACAAGGAGAUCCUAAACUUUCUCUACAGCGUUCUGGAAGAUGUCAACUUCCAGAUGAAAUAUAAGAAGAAUCCAAGAAAAGAAAGGGUCCAGCGCAAGAAAUUUCUUCUCAACUUUCUGCACGAGAGAGAGGUGAAUCAAAGACUGGAGAAAAUGCAGAUGCAGAAUAUAACAAAUUGAAGAGUUAUGUAAAAGUGACCAAAAAAACCUCAUUGAUUUAGGAUAUCUCCUCCCUUAUAUAAAAUAGACCUAUAAUACUGUGUCUAGGAAUUGUGCAUUGAUGUUGACAAUUCUGUCCCUACCUCUAUUUCCCCUUUUUUGUAUUCCGACACUUCAGUUUAUUAAUUCCGUUUCAUAAUUCAUGCUGUCAGAAUAGGCACUUUACGACAUGCCUCACAUGGUUGAUUGAACUGACACAAAUGGCUGAACUGCUCCAGUCAUCUCAUUGUCCCAGCACAGUGAUGUCCCAAUGAAAGUCAUCACCACACCCAACAACAGUGUUUAUACUUGUAGUAACCAGCUUUUGUGGACAUUUUGUUUCAGGGCAUUCCUGCUGUUUUGCCAUUGCCUUAUGAUUCAUUUCCUGUUCCUGUUUUCCCUCUUCCUGUCUAAGAUAAUCUUAGUAUGGAUUAGGGCUAUUACCUGCCAUGUUCAAAUAAAUUCCUGUGCUGAUC